Molecule: messenger RNA, 312 nt
Organism: Protopolystoma xenopodis
Lineage: Eukaryota; Metazoa; Platyhelminthes; Monogenea; Polystomatidea; Polystomatidae
Source: the annotation of a GenBank genome assembly
AUGAGCAUUUUUCUGCAUCGUCUGGUGCAUUCGGCUCUACAGUUUAACUGCGGCCAGUUAGCAACUGGCGUACUUUAUAUGACCACUUUUCCGCCUUCAAGGCGUCUCACGUACUUACUGCUGCUGUGGCAGCAAACUCUUCCCCACCUCUUCUGCCUGUUUUCUUUUGCUGUAGAUAAAUUGACUCCACUUUCACAACAGCCGAACUGUUCCCGGUGGUCUCGACCGUUUCGACGCCGAUUUCCCGCAUCUGCUGACGCGAAAACAGUUUAUGUCCACCCACACACAAACACACAAACACAAACACAGUGA